AUGGAGUUGCAUAUUUUAGAACACAGUUUAAAAGUAGCGAGUAUAGCAAAAGAGGGCAUUCAGAUUUGCACUCAUGGAUUAAUCAAACUCGCCUUCUUGCCCUCUAAAACAAGGUAAGAAGCUAUAUAGAUAUGAACACUGUUAUUAAAUCCGUUAAAAUAUAACAAAUUAAUCAUAAAUAUCGUAUUGGGCAGUAAUGUUAUUGCAAACUAAUUGCGGGACUGGAUUAUGUAGCCGAUCGUUGUAGCAAAGCGGUGCAAUUUUAAUUGUGUUUAGUACAGUUGUCUUUUUAGCUUUAAAUGAAAUGCAUGCUCUGUUGUUUUUGCAUGUGUCAAUGAGUGCUGGCAGUGGCCUAUUCUUUAAAUUCAGUAGGCUAUUUCGUUUUGUAUUUACAUGUUCAGCUUUUGUAGUCCGACGUGAAGGGGUGUGUGUACGUGCAUAGUUUUCAGCUCUGCGGUGUUGUUUUUCGUUGUGUGUAGCUGUAAAAUUAUCCGGGGUGAGGUGAUUGAUUUGAAAUCGAACUUGAACCGGUGGCGUGAGACAUUCAUAUAUAGGCCUAUAGUCGGCAUUUACGUAGUCCGCGAUGAUGCCGAAUAUAUCAUUUGCGAUGUUGCAAUCAUGAUAUGUUGUUGUUUGCGCCGCGAGCCAUUAUAUCUGCUGCCGGAGAAGUGAUUGCGCUUGACCGGUGGUUGUGUUUCUGACUACAGGCUUUGUGCCUUUCUGUUUUUAAUAAUUUUAAUAGGCUAUUAAGGGAUCACAAUAACAAUGUAAAGAUUAUUAUAUUAAUUUCACCUGGCAUGAUGAGGACAGGGCAGGUUAUAGCCAGGAUAUCUUCUGUAGGUUAAGCCUAUUGCGAUAGUUAUACGAUUAUGGCAUGCCACUGAGAAUAUUCUCAAUAGGCUAUAGGCCUACUCUCUAACCUAAACUUCGUUAGUGUUAUUUUCCUCAAGUGAUUAUUUCCUCAAGGGUAAUUUACAUGUAUGUGAGAUGCAUUCCAAUAAUAUUGCAGUUUUGCAUUCCUACAAAGAUCUUUGUAUCAUUGCAGUUAUAACUGCACCAGGACACAAGUUGAAGGCAAGUCUUUUUUUAGUGAGGAUCCUUACAUUAAGGACACAUGGGAUUGGAAAGGCCAUUGGCUAGCCUAUAUGGCCAAGCUGUCCUCAGGGCAACUCCCCCUCCACCUUUCAGUGACCUUUUUUUGUGUGCUCCACUGACCCCUAAAAAUACUUGAAAAAGAGGUAGAGGUCCACAGGAUGUAAUAUACAUUUUUAUCAUGGAGUGUUUUUAUUUAGAAUAUUAGACUGUCCUCAGCUGUGAUUUGGGCCUUGUUGCAGCUUUAAAUUCAUGGCAUUACUACCAUUUGGGAGUCACUAAUAUAUUUUUUUAUACAGUACUUUUAGAUUUUACAGUACUUUUUGUAAUUGCCUCAUAUUUCGAGUCAAGUAAGGGUGUGUUGUUAAUUGUCCAGGGGUGUUUUAACAGCCUGAAACAAACUCAUUUAGAAGCUCCCUGUGAAGUGCCUCACAUUCAUGUAGAAUGUGAAUGAUGCUGACAAAAUGUGGAGCCACACAAACACAAGGGGAUGGCUUGGAAGCUGCGUACCACCUAGAAUGUUGUUGAUGGUCAAAGAUACCUAAAAAGAAAAGAUAGGGGCGUGGAUCAGAAAACCAGUCAGUAUCAGGUGUGACCACCAUUUGCCUCAUGCAGAGUGACACAUCUCCUUCGCAUAGAAUUGAUCAGGCUGUUCAUUGUGGAAUGUUGUCUCACUAAUCUUCCAUGGCUGUGCGAAGUUCUGCGGUUGUGAGGCCGGUUGCCCAUACCAUAACCUCACCGCCACCAUGGGGCACUCGGUUCACAAUGUUGACAUCAGCAAACGGCUCACCCACAUGACGCCAUACACGUGGUCUGCGGUUGUGAGGCCGGUUGGACGUACUGCCAAAUUCUCUAAAACGACGUUGGAGGCGGCUUAUGGUAGAGAAAUUAACUUUUAAUUAUCUGGCAACAGCUCUGGGGGACAUUCCUGCAGUCAGCAUGCCAAUUGCACGCUCCCUCAACAUGAGACAUCUGUGGCGUUGUUAUGUGACAAAAUUGCACAUUUUAGUGGCCUUUUAUUGUACCCAGCACAAGGUGCACCUGUGUAAUGAUCAUGCUGUUUAAUCAACUUCUUGAUAUGCCACACCCGUCAGGUGGAUGGCUUAUCUUGGCAAAGGAGAAAUGCUAACUAACAGGGAUGUAAACAGAUUUGUGCACAAAAUGUGAGAGAAAUAAGCUUUUUGUGCAUAUGGAAAAUUUCUCAGAUCUUUUAUUUCAGCUCAUGAAACAUGGGACCAUCACUUCAUAUGUUACAUUUAUAUUUUUGUUCAGUAUAAUAAUUUUAAUUGAAAAGGGCAUUUUAGAAUCCCUACCUGUUAAUUUACUGUGCAUCUUCGCACUUAUUAGCCUAAUACACUGUGCAACCAUUCAAUUGCAAGGCUGUAGAGAAUCAUAUUACCAUGGUUGACUUGUUUCAAGUUCUUCAUGAGCAAUGCGAGAAACACCAAGUACUUUUAACUACUACAACAAUAUUUUUAUGAGGACAUUUUUUAUGAGGACAUGGCCUUGUUGCACAAUCCCUCAGAUUCAUCUAACGUUUUUCAAGAUGAGAGAGGUCAAAAUUAGAGAUCAAGUUAAAUAAGUAUAUUCUGACAGCAGUUUCCAGGUACAUAUGCACCAAAAGUAAUGGGGUAGACCUAAACUUCAAAACAGCACUCUAAAGCAGGGCUCUUCAACCCUGUUCUUGGAGAGCUGCCCUCCUGUAGGUUUUCUCUCCAACCCCAGUUGUAACUAUCCUGAUGGGCUAGACUAGGGUUGGAGUGAAAACCUACAGGACGGUAGCGCUCAGGAACAGAGUUCUAGAGCCCUGCUCUAAAGGCUAUUGUUAGAUUAGCAUCCUUUCAUCAACUCAACACCUUAAAUUAACACAAAUCCAAUAGUGGAAAAGCGCCACGUCGUACUGAAGGUGAAUGUAAUCGGAAGUCUCCUUUAUAUUAAUGGCAGUGAGACACCCUUUCUCCAUGCAUAUGUAUUAGUAAAGCUCUCCAUCAUAUCAACCCAAGGACACUUGAGAUGAUGAUAAGAUGACACAACAACAGGAGAUGUUUUGGACAAGUAGGCCACUUCAGCAUUUAGGAGAUGACGUACGCCAUUAUCAUUAAAGAAAUGACGCAUGGCAUCAGACUUUCCACAAUCAACAUGUAUCAUGGUGCCCCUCGAUUAAAAGAGAGGUGUGGGUGAAUUGGACAAACAUAGCUCAUCAGCCAGUGUCUCCUCUCUCCCAGAAUUGUGAGCCGGUUCAGGUUUUACGAUCAGCAUAAAAGUCUGCAGCAGCUACUGGCAGUCCCAACUCAAGAUACAUGUAUUUGGGUAUGUUUGCAUAGACAGAUGCAUGGAGCUAAAAUAUUCAAAAAAACAUCUCUCCGGUUUUGCAAUUCCUCUGGCAACGAGGUUUACACAACUGUACAGAGCUCCUAUCACUCAUAACUGAGGAAUGAAAUGUAAGAAAUAGCUGGGUUUAUUUCAAGCUGAGAAAUACCAUGGCGUAUUUCUGUGUUGUCUUGAUGACCUGAUUGGCCUCAAAUAUAGCCCAUAUGUCAUUAAAUACGGUGAUAAAGAAGAUAUUAACAGACUUGUGAUCACACACACAUUGUUUGCGUUGAGUGUAUGCAUGUGUUGCUUGCUUUCCACAAAAGGAACUUUGGGGGCCAUGUGGGGUCACAGAGAUUUUUUGGAGGCUGAUUACCUUAGAUUCAGACAGCCUCUCUGUCUGACCAGGGCAAGCUGGUGUUUUUUCUCUGAUCCAUCUGCUUCCUUAAAGAGGUUGUACGGAAGUUUAGUUGCUAAUUGUUUACCAAAAAUGUUGGCUUGAGUUGACUGAAUAGUGCGUAUACACAUAGGCAAUAGGCAUAUGAUAUAACAUUAAUAUAAAAAAAUGUACUAAUGAAACCACAAUACUUUAGGCUAACAAUAUGCUUUUGCUCCUCUGCAUUGUCCAAUGCGGUAAUUUCUGGGCAAUAGGUAAAGGUUCAUUAUUGCCUGCAAGCAGCUUCCAAUAACUCCUUCCCAUUUUUUAUAAUUGAACUUAGAUAAUGAAUAUGUUCUGUUGAAACUAACUGGUGAUUUACAAGUAGCAUAAUGAACCACGUUAUUCACUGUAAAACUCUUUCGUUUCCAGAUGCAAAUUUUUCAGUUUGACGGAAACUCCGGAGGACUAUACCAUUAUCGUCGACGAGGAAGGCUUCAAAGGUGGGUUUUGUAGUCGCUACCUCUGGAUCUUUAAGGUUACUGUGGAAACAAGGAUCGGACCACGGGAAAUAAUUUGUAGCCCUAUGAUUUUCUCUAAUUACUCGUAUCUUGACUGGCUGUCGAUGUUUGAUCACAUAUUGCUCCAUCAGUUUUCCCCCCUUUUCCAUUAUGGGUUAAGAGGCCAAGCUGUCACUGAUUUGGCUUUGUGGUUGAGUGAGUGAAUCCAUGUCAUUACAGACUGUUUCCAGGGUGACCCUUGUUGGUCACCAUGGAUACUAGAAGCUCUGCGUUGUGAAACAGGUGCAGGUAUUCUACUGUAGAUUGGCUGGAAGUUUCUAUUGUGCUUAUCUGUAUGUGGGCAAUUAAUGGUAACGGAAUUGCGCUGAGACUCAGAUUUUUCACUUAAAAUGUAUGCCAAACAAUAAACAUUGAUUUAAAAGUUUAACAAACCAUACAACUAUAUGCACAAGGACUACUUUUAACAUUGUACACUGAAAAUGUAACAAAAACACAUUCACUGAAAGAACUGUGCAGAUGAAAAGUUUGGUAACAGAAUUUUGGUAAUCUCUCUGUUUGUGACCAUGUUUUCACACCUUCACUUUGAAAAAAUCUGUUUUGGUUAUUGAAUUACAGUAAGUGAAGUGAAUGUACACCUGGUAACAUUAUUGCGGUAACGUAAUUUCAUUAUGGGUCCCUGAUUUGUACCUCACAACAUAAUUAUGGAUAUUCAUUUCUUUCUCUUCAUUAUUAUAAUAUUAUUUUAAUGAGAUCCACCACCAAACAAGACCAAAAUUGGUUGGUCUGGAUCAGACAAAAUCUGAACCAAUCAUAGACGUUUCUCUUUCACAAGUACAGCGCAGAACAGUAGACUAUAGUUCAGUACAUUACAGUAGAGUUCAGUAUAGUAAAGUAUAGUACAAUUCAGAGAAGUAAAGCAUUUAUUUUUUCCUACACUAAAUAUAAAUGUUGAUAUUAGUUGGCAGGGGCGUUUAUGUUAACAUUAUUGUGUUUGUAUGUAUUUCUAAUACCUUUUAAAGGCAGAGAGAGCGAGCAAUGACUUCAACCAAUGAGCUUCAGUCCCUCGCCAUCUGAGUGACAGCUAGAAAGAUGCACAUGAUGCACACACAGCAGAGAGAGCAAUGACAUGGUGCACAAAUCAGAUUUUCGAGGAACACUUUUGGCUCGUGAGUGCUACUUUCAGAACUACUGGCUAAAAAGUAUACAAAAGUACAGGAGAAUCUCUUUUAAGACUUUUUCUGGUAGUUGCUUUCUAAGGCCCAUUUUUCCACUUAUUUGACAAUAAAUCAAAUCCUUUGCCUAUACCAAAUUUUUAGGAUGGAAAAUGGUUGAAAAAUGUAUAUGCCUUCAUUUCUCAAAUAUGGACUCUUAGCUUUCAUUUGACACCCAAUUUGCCAUGCUCCUAUGAACUUCACAUGUUGGUGCUCAUGGGGCCUUUUACAUGGAAAUGACCAUGUAUUACGUUAUUUUGCAGCAUUACACGAUGAACGAUGACUUCAAAUACUUGUUGUUUGGUCAUGCCAGUGCAUGAAAAUAGCCGCACACACAUUUAGCUCUAUAUCGAGGCUGUUAAAACAAAACCGAGAUUGUUGGCAUAGCUAUGCUCAGUGGUAAAUGAGUUAUUAUAAGCUUAUUUACUCAUUCCAAUGACACUCAUGAAUGCAGUUUGUUUAACAAGGUUUCUUUCAAGGUUUUUCUACACACAUUAUUGAUUAUAUGAUGAAAUAAGUAAGCAUAGUCAGUCGUGUGAUAUCUUAUUGUUCUUAGCAAUGGAGUCAGGUCUUUUUCCAAGUCAGACCCCUCUCGUAUUAAUGGCACCCAGGCUUGACAAUGCCUCCUCCAGCUCAUCAGCGGAGGAGAAAGUCAAACAAUCAUCCGUAAAAUAAGGGACAUUGAGAGUCCGGUGACGCUGUUAGCGGCCUCAUUUAUCGCCAAGGGGACCACUGACAGACAGACACGUCCAUCUGGGGCCACACCUUUUAACGGCAUUUUCUCGUCCGGUUUCAGAACUGCCUGAGUCGGAGCACCUUAGUGUCGCCGAGGCCACGUGGUUGGCUCUCAACGUGGUGUUGGGGGGCGGGAGCACCACCAACUCUCAGCCAAUCGGAGUCACCAAAAUAGCCAAGUCUGUCAUCGCUCCCCUGGCAGACCACAACAUCUCUGUGUUUAUGCUGUCCACCUAUCAGACGGACUUCAUCCUGGUGAGUGCAGUUCCACUACAGACCCCUCUUAAGUCUAAUUUAUACCCUACGGCAGGGGCAACUUUGAUGGGGACCACAGAAUAUAAGGGGCGGCAGUGGGUCUGCGUACCCAUAUCCAUACCAACACAUGCAGUCAACUGAUUUGCGCAAUCAAUCCAUUUGUGCAGUUAAGCUACUUAACCCUUUUAACUAAAUGCAUUAUACCAAUAGCCAGGGCCGGCCCUAGCUUUUUGGGGGCCCUAAGCAAGAUUUGGUUGGGGGGCCCCGCCACCUCGCUGGCAAAACAUUUUUACUGGCCCCUGUCUUGAUGGUGGAGAGAACAUUUUUAGUUUGAAAGUACAUUUCCUGCAAUUUUACACAUUUUGCUAUGGGAAGGAGUGAAAAUGUUGCAAUUUUAGAAAAAAAAAUCAUGCUAUUAUACUCAUUUUGCCAUUGGGCAGAGAGGAUUUAUUUUCAGUUUUACAGCUAAUUUCCUGCAAUUCUACACAUUUGGACAUGACUUAUGCCAUGUUAAUAUGACACCUGAGUGAGAGUGACUAACAAAAUCAAUGGGGGCUCCCUGGAGGUCAGGGCCCCUGUGCAUGUGCCCUGCGUGCCCAGUCAGUAUUCGGCCAUGAUAUCUGGCUAGACUAACUUACCAAUAAAAAAAAAUGUUAGCUGACAUGACUAAUUGAGUGACUGUCAGUGACUGACAUAAUGAGAGAAACCGCUGAUGCACAACCACAUUUCAAAAUGUCACCUUGUGUAUUCUACUAUUCUAACUCUCAUCAGUAAGUUGAGACCCCCCCCCAAAAAAAAAAAUAUAUUUUUGGGUCGGGGCCCCGGUUUUGGAAAUUCAUCCGCGGGCCGUCUGUUGCCCAUCACUGCCCUUCAUAGUCGACAACGCAAAACUUACAAAUAGCUGCACAAAAUGGUGAUCCUGCGUAGUUGCGUAGCAAAACUAUGCAGAUGUGGGCAGCCCCGCAGUUACAAACUUGACGUAAGUAAACAGGAUUGCCGUUUUGCGUUCUUCAAUUGCGUACCUACUGUACAAAUGAGGCUUUAGAAGUGCUGUUGUAUGCCUUCCUCAACUCUGCAAGGAACACAUGCAAGAUAACAGCCAGAAAAUUGCAAAAACAUGGUUAUUGCCAAUUGUCAUGAGCAUCUUGGCACGUCAUUCUCCCGUCACGUGUUAUUGAUCCUCAGUCACAUUCAGUUUGAGGAUGUACAGUGAGCUCCAAAAGUAUUGGGACAGUGACUCAUUUUUUGUUGUUUUGGCUCUGUACUCCAGCACUUUGGAUUUUAAAUUAUACAAUGACUGAGAAGUGCAGACUGUCAGCUUUAAUUUGAGGGUAUUUUCAUCCAUAUCGGGUGAACCGUUUAGAAAUUAGAGCACUUUUUCUACAGCACUUUUUCUACAUAGCCCCCCCCCCAUUUUAGGGGAACAAAAGUAUUGGGACAAAUUCACUUAUGUAUUAAAGUAGUCAAGUUUAGUAUUUGGUCCCAUAUUCCUAGUAUGCAAUGAUUACAUCAAGCUUGUGACUCUACAAUCUUGUUGGAUGCAUUUCCUGUUUGUUUUGGUUGUUUCAGAUUAUUGUGUGCCCAAUAGAAAUGAAUAGUAAAUAAUGUAUUGUGUCAUUUUGGAGUCACUUUUAUUGUAAAUAAGAAUAUAAUUAGUUUUCUAAACACUUCUAUAUUAAUGUGGAUGCUACCAUGAUUAGGGAUAAUCCUUAAUACAACGUGAGAAAGUUAGACGCACAAAUAUUAUACCCCACCAAAAAAUGCUAACCUCCCCUGUUAUUGUAAUGGUGAUAGGUUAGCAUGUCUUGGAGUUAGGAUAUUUGUGCGUCUAACUUUCUCACUCAUCAUUAUUCACGAUUCAUUCAAGACUAGAGGUGUUUAGAAACAUAUUGUAUUUUUAUAUUCUAUUUAUUUACAAUAAGUGACUCAAUACAAUAUUUACAAUUUUUGGUGGUCCUCUGUAGCUCAGCUGGUAGAGCACGGCGCUUGUAACGCCAAGGUAGUGGGUUCGAUCCCCGGGACCACCCAUACACAAAAAUGUAUGCACGCACGACUGUAAGUCGCUUUGGAUAAAAGCGUCUGCUAAAUGGCAUAUUAUAUUAUAUAUUAUAUUAUACAAUUCAUUUCUAUCGGGCACAAAAUAAUCUGAAACACAAACAGCAAAUGCAUCCAACAAAUUUGUAGUCACAAGCUUGAUGUAAUCAUUGUGUGCUAGGAAUAUGGGACCAAAUACUAAACUUUUGACUAUUUUAAUACAGUGAAUUUGGCCCACUAAAAUGGAAAUACCCUCAAAUUAAUGCUGACAAUCUGCACUUCAACCUCAUAGUCAUUGUAUCAUUUAAAAUCCAAAAUGCUGGAGUACAGAGACAAAACAACAGCUCACUGUAUUUGUCAGUUUAGCUGCUUAUUCUUGCAAGUAUUACUGAACAUUGUAACCUGUUAUGUUACCAGUGGUCCAGUGGAAAGGAAUGAAGGUAGCCUACUGUUAUACAUAGGUAAUGGAAAAUAGCUUAUGAAACAUGCCAUUUUAGUCUAGUAUUCCCCCACUCGAUAUGAAAAGACAAUAGCAGCAGAUCUACAGUACCUCCCUGGGCGGCACUUUUGCUUUGACCAGCUGCUUAAUUACACCAGUCCUUUCUCAUGCCAGGCCUUUUUGGCCAUAGGGAGUCUUUUUAUUACCUGCUACUAAGAGGGGGAAGAAGAAAACAAGGUCUGCUGAAUAACUGUGGCCUUUGUAAGGAAAUAAUAAAUAAAUUGUUGAUAAUCUGGCUGUAGUUAUUUAAAGAGGAUCAGUCUCGGCUCAGUCUCUUGCUGGAAUUCCCGGUAACAUUCAUGGCCACUGUUUUCCCUCCACGCCACGGCCUAAUCACUGGCUCUAAAGAAAUGGAGGAAACAACCUGCGUCUCUCUCAUCCGUUUCUCUCGCUCGCUCACUCUGCCUCAGUCUCUCUGUCUACUUGUCUUGAUGUCUUACUCACUAUCUUUCUCUAUGGUUCUAUCUUGCAUGCUCUCUUUAUCGGUAUUUGAGGGUCAGAGGAAGACCAGCCAGGCCGAAGCCUCUUUUUUUAAAUGAUGAUUUACGAUGAUUUGCGUUACAUAAACGGUGGGGCCCGACCCAAAUGCAGAAUGCAGUCAUUUAGAGCAGGGUUUCCCAAACUCGCCCCCCCCCCCCCCCCCCCCCCCCCCCCGGUGCACGUUUUGGGUUUUGCCUUAGCACUACACAGCUGAUUCAUCAUAAAGCUUUGAUUAUUUGAAUUAUUUGACCUACAAUUGCAUGAAAUGCAUUUAUAAAAGGCCACAUUCUUUCCGGACCCUAGACUACAAAAAAAUUUCCCCAUGUGGCGACUUCUGUAAGUACCUCUACUCUACUGCUCUAUACCACUACGCAAAUGCGAUGAUAUGCAUGCAAUGCUUUAUUAUAAAGGUGAUUUUUAUUUUAAAGGUCACCCCCCUCUCUCGCUCACUUUUUGUUCCGGCACCUCCCGAUUUACAAAUUAUGCACUGUAAAUUGCUCUGGAUAAGAGCUAAAUGACUAAUGUAAAUGGAACUGACAAGGUAGCUUUGCAUUAGGCCCAUGUAAUGGGCAGCUAUUUGGGGCAUUUUAAUUACACUUUGAAAUUAGAUUUUGAAGCAGAAGACAGUCUCCACCCUUUUAAAGCAUUGCAUUCAUUUGGGAGGUUGUUGGGCCAAACUUUUUACUAAUCAGACAUACAGUACCUGCCUAAAAUGCUUUAUUAACAUUUGCUGUAGCCACGGGCUCCUUUCUUUUACUUACACUUGAAGUGUUCAGAUAAGCAAUAUGCAGAAGCUCUGAGUUCUUUUGAAAUGUCACUGAAUUGUUUGCUAUUGGGACACCAUUGUUUCUUUUCCCUGAUAAGUGCAGAUUAAACUUGCAGUGUUUGAAGUGCAAAUGUGACUUACUUUCUGAUGUAAUUGAAUCAACCGUCAACCGUUCAAAUGCUAUUUCACGUUUAUAUAAAACUCUAACUUUUAGGUUUUCCCGGUUGUAACAAGUGUGUUGUGUUUUGGUUGACCCCUAGUUGUUGAUGGUGUUGUGGUUGUCAGGUUCGAGAGCGGGACCUGCCCAUGGUCAUGCACACCCUGUCUUCUGAGUUCACCCUGAUGAGGGUGGUCAACGGAGAGACCGUGGCCGCCAACAGCCUGGGAAUCACCAAUGGCUUUGUCAAGCCUAAACUC
This is a messenger RNA of Coregonus sp. 'balchen', 10696 nucleotides long. NCBI's taxonomy places the organism in Eukaryota, Metazoa, Chordata, Actinopteri, Salmoniformes, Salmonidae. The record is from the annotation of a GenBank genome assembly.